Diabrotica virgifera virgifera (western corn rootworm) is the source of this 868-nucleotide messenger RNA. RefSeq lists its product as uncharacterized. The transcript has a single exon. The record is from RefSeq and is a predicted model, not a curated record. Lineage: Eukaryota; Metazoa; Arthropoda; Insecta; Coleoptera; Chrysomelidae. The coding region runs from base 20 to 868 and encodes 282 amino acids.
ACUGUAAAUAUUAAAUAUAAUGGGAGAAAACGAAAACAACAUAACAAUUCAUGAAGUAAUAUCAGAAAUUAGAAAAAAUAGAACAGAGAUAAAAAAUGCAAUAGAGGCUCUGGAAAGUAGAUUAUUAAUACAGAUUGCAGACUUGAAAAAGAAAAAUAAUACGUUAGAACAAGAAAAUCAAAUAUUAAAGAAAGAAAUUGAACAAAUAAAAAUAAACAGCAACGAAAAUAGUAUUGUAGUCUUUGGACUACACACAUCUGUAAACAAACUAACCAUUCAAGAUAUUUGUUUGCGCAUAUUUUCCCUAGUAGAAGUUGAAAUUAAACCAUCUGCUAUCAAUAAUUAUUAUACUUUGGGAAAUAAAUACAACAGCCCAUUAAAAAUAGAUCUAGUAAACCAUUGGAUGAGAAGAGAUAUCCUAAAGAACUGUUUUAAAUUAAAAGAAAAAAAGGGUAUUUCCAUUGCACCGGUGUUAACAAAGAAACAACAACAAGAAUCCAAAAUACUGCGACAAAAUUUAUUCCUAGCAAAACAGCAGAAUAAAGAAAACAGCUACAUAAAAAACGGCAAACUCUACGUAAAUAAUCAGCCCUAUACCAUUGAAGACUUAAUUGACGCUGAAGAAGUAAGCACUGAUAGACUUUCAAAUAGUGCUCCAUCAACACCAAAACUAGAGACAGACACCCGUGUAGAAAACAACCCACUACCAGGAAAUACCGAAAAGCCGAAAUUUAAACCAGAAGAGAAGAGUGACCUAAAUACAACACCAUCAUCUUCAAAAAAUACCAGCAAGCCCAAUACUCGCUUUCAAGACAAUAAAAAGAGAAAUAACUCCACUUCCACUUCUCAUAGCAUAAUUAAAAAGUAA